UUGUUGUGUCAAAGUUGAAAACAAGUUGUAACGGGCGAUUUUGGAAAUAUAAUUUUAUCUACUAGUAUUAAGUUGACGAGAGAUCAAACUUGAGCUUUUCUAAUUAUAAAUUGUUAUGUCUGUAUUGUGAUUGGUGUGAAUUUUACCCGUUUCAUUAUGGAUCCCUUUACUCAGCGUAUGUUAGAACGAGCCCGAGCCAGACAAGAGAAAAUAGAUCAAAAACUAGCAAAUUCGGGCCAAACAGUCCCUAAGCGGAAACCGUUAGCCGAAAAUAUUGAUUUAGUAAAAACCAAGGCGUCCCCAGUAAAAUCACCUAGUAAACCAGCACGUGAAUCAUUAUCAUCCCCUAAAAGGACUGCUAAAGAGCCAACUAAUAAUGACACUCCUGUGAUAAAAAGGGUUAUUGAGAAGACAGAACGUAUAGUAUCAACGCCUCAAAAGCCAAGGAACGAUGUCAUUGUAACGAAAAAAGAGUUUAAAAGUCCGAAACGAGGCAGUUUGACGAGGAGAAACUCUGAUGUAUCUGUGGAAAUCAACAUCUCUCACAGAAAUGAUAUUCAAAUUGAGGUCCAAGUGGAAGAACGGGAUGCCCCUAUAAGCAUCGUGUAUGAUCCAGACUUGGGAACAGGAAAUAAUGUAGUUAUUAAAGAAAUUGAAGACGAAGCAUCAAAAGAAGAGACAAAUGUACCUGAUAUGACCGAUAAUAAGACUGAGAAAUCAAAUGUACGAAACAAUUUCAAAUCAAGAUUGGAUAGGCUUGGAAAUUUAUAUUCUGAUAAACCCGAUCUGUCAUCACCAAUACAUAGAACAGAGCUGGAUUUCUCAGCAGCUACACCCCCAAAAGAAGUGAAACCGACUUAUCAGCCAAAACAAGAAGGCAAAAAGAAGUUUGGUCGACUGGCAGCUCUUGCCGAUCAGAUAAAUAACUGGGAGGACGACCUGAGCCAUCAUACUUUUCAACAACCAGAACCUAAAAAGCCCGCGCAAGCUAAGAAAUUCGUAAAGGAAGAGAAGUUGGACGCCUCGACGCUGGAUGUAUCCAUCCACUCUUUCAAGGACAUCAACACUGUACUACAGUCAGCUACUAAAGCUAAGCCCAAUAGCAAGAUUAUGAAAUCGACGGCAAACGAAUGUCAGAGACUCAACAAAGAAAUAGUUGCAGAACUGGAGGGAGACGGGUACCGGCGCGUCUCGGCCACCCAAUCGCGGCUCGUUUAUGAUUUCGCCGCGACGUUACCCGAACGCAACCGACAGGCGCCGGCGAGUGCAUCGACAACCCCCAGUGCAACUCCAGCCCCCAACAUGGCGACUAUGGUGGCCGCGCCGCCGACCGUCACGAAAAAACCGUCAAUUAAAAAAUAUAAGGCACCGACGCCGCCGGUCAGCGAGGAGAACUGUGACAGCGAUAAGGACAAAGAGAACAACGUUGUGGAUCGCGAAGUGAACGACAACACGGAUUGUAUACAAACACGGCAAGACAACAAGCCGGCUAGCCCAGCUGUGAAGAGAUUAGCGCCCAAAUCGAGCGGCAAUGUUGACAGGAGCUCUGUGCUGUCGAAGGCGGCGAUGUUCGAGGCCGGCAGCCCUAGGGCGAAGGAGAAGGACCCGGCCGAAAUGUCGUUACGCGAACGCAAAGCGCUGUUCGAGAAGAAUAAAGGGACGAUAAUAGUACCGAAGGCACCCUUCGGACUUGCGCCCUCAAUAAAAACACUGCACGGCGACAAAGACAAGCCAAAACCUGUCCAACAAAAGACGCCGACUAAAAGCACGGAAAGCUCUAGAACAAAUUCAAAAGACAGUCUUGCCGAGGACAAUAUUAGCCAGAGUUCCUUGGGCGGUGGCAUAAAGGGCAAGCUGGCUGCGCUAUUCAAUAAGGAGCAAACGAUAAGCGAGACGACAAUAGCGAAUAAAUUCAAGCAGGAGAGGGAGAAGGAGAUGGAGAUGCUGCAGAACAGAUUCCAUUAUAAGCCACCACCACCAGCAAAACCUCAAGACAAUGACUCGGAUGACGAUCACAGCGAGAAUGACCCGUCAGAGAAAGCGCCCCUCAUGGGAAGUACUACAAGUCUAGCUCAGAAUAGGAAACCUGAAAUUAUAUCCAAUGUACCCAAAGCGACUGUUGAGGUGCCAGAGGAGAGGAUUAAGGAAGAAGAUAAAGUUGUUGGAGCGCAACCAAUAAAACGGAGAAGUUCGCAACAAGACUCGCCAGUAGUCCUAUCAGUAUUAGAGGAUGUGAAGCGGAUAAAAGUGAACAGUAAAGAGGCCAACGGUACCAUAGUCCAGCAGCCGACGGGCCUAUACCCGCAUCUGUCGGACAUAGAAACGGAUAACUCAAACACGCAAGAGGAGUACUCGGAUUGCGGUGGCUCUAGCGAAGAGAAUAUUCCAGAAAAACUGAACAAAUCUGAUAAUUGGGCUGACACAUCGUUUGGACGAGAAGUUAUGAAUGUGGUAAAACGGCACAACACCAGCUACAAGAAGGCAGUGCAAAGCGAUUCGGAGGAGAGCGCGUGCGACAGUGAACUGGACGAGCUGCUAGAUGAAGCGCUGGAGAAUGAGGGACCCACACCGCCCAAAGUGAACAAGGUGAAUGAGGGCUGCCUCUCAUCAUCAAGUUUCGUGUAUCAGGACAAGGCGCAGUUCAAGUCGCCGCUCAAGAGUCAGCCGCUGGCCACGCCCGUCAGACUCGACAAGGGCAACGAGCUGGUGCAUAGCGUGAGCUUUUAUCGGCGAAUGCAAGCGUCGACAACACCGACCACGCCGCUCCGCACGAUCCGGCACACGUCGCCGGAGCGCGAGCCGCCCGCCACGCCGGACGAGCCGACGGUCAACGUGACGACCGUCCGGCAACGUAUCAAGGAGCUGCAGAACGAGAUUAGCAAACAGCAGACGGUUAUAUCGCAGGCUAGCCAAGCGCUGAAUCUUUGCGCUGCUACCAUAGAGUUUAGUGGGUCCACUGAACAAGCCGAGGGUGAAAGACUUCUGCUUUUAGCGACGCACCGCCGGCAAGCGUGUUUGCACGAGGUUCAGAGGCUGCAAGUGGAAGGGGCGGGGCCGGCGAGCUCGGCGGGCAUGGCGUCGCUGACCUUGCGCAACAUCAGGGUGCCCUUGCGCAGGGAUUACGUGCGACAAUUGCAUGCGGAUGGCGCGGUCGGCCACCACGCGGUGUGUCUGCUGAAGUGCCGCGACCGGGUGCUGGCGAGCAGCAUGCAGCUGACGAAGCCGAAUGCGCCGCUACUGUUCCCGGACGAAAUUCGUAUGGAUGGAUUGGCGAGUGAUUUCAAGGUGACAGUUGAAGUGUACUUACUGCAGGCGUCCAAGGAGCUUCUGCCGCAUGAUGUUAAAUAUCACAUUUCUAAUAAAAAGGGCAACUCAAAACUCCUGACGCCAAAGUCGAAAGUGUCAGAAUUGAAAGCACCGCGCGUGCAGAGUCCAGGUGGGCCCAACUCGGUGCGGAGUCCGCAGUUCCAAUUGCAUGGAUAUUGUAUAUUCGCGCUGCAGCAGGCCAAUAGGAAGACGUUUACAUUGAAUAAGGUGCCGUGCGGCAGCCCGCUGGAGGGCGCCGUGCACACGGACAUCUCGGCGCGGGUGCGCGUGCGCGCGCCGCCGCCGCACUGCGCCUUCCUCACCGCCUUCGACGACGUGAGCGGGCUGGGCGCCUGGCACCGCCGCUGGUUCCGCCUGCGCGCGCCGCGCCUCGCCUACUGGAAGUACCCGGACGACGUGCACAAGAAGAUGCCGAUCGGCGACAUCGACCUGGCCACAGUGAUCUCGGACAGAGUGGUGAAGGCGCCGCGGGACCUUUGCGCCCGACCCAACACCAUCCUGCUCGAGACCUCCGUCCCGGCCGGCCUCAUCGUCCCCGACACCGGCUCGCUCGUGUACUGCAAGGGGCCGCGUGGGGACGUGCGCCGGCGCCACCUGCUGGCCGCCGACACGCCCAACGACAGGGACCAGUGGCUGGACGCGCUGAACGCGGCCUUGGAGUAUGUUAGGUGCUGUGUGGAUGAUGAGGAAUGAGUUUCGGUGGGUUUUCGAUUUGGUGUGGUUAAAGAGAUAAGUUGGUUAGCGUGAGCGGGGGCUAAUGACUGCGUUCUUUUGAUAAUAUGAAUAAUAGAUAGUGCUUUAUAAUUAAUUAUAUUUAAAAGUUUUAUCUUAUAACAGAUUUGUACUCUCUCUCUCUCUCUAUCACUCUCAAAAUUGGGAAUAAUGAAACAAAAUUAUAAUUUCUUUUCUAUAAUUUUUUUUGAAAACAAGAUUAGCAACAAAUUAUUCUCGAUGAUGUCCAUUUUUAAAUAUAUACGUGAAUAUCAUUUUGCUUCAGUAUGAUGUACUUUAUUUUAAUUUUAAAUUAAUAACACUGCCUCUUAGUUUUAUAAGUUUGUAAUUUUUAUUUCACUUGCACUGUUCGUUCCAUACAUUAUAAUGGGAGUGUUUAAUUAUAAAUUGUAUAAUGUUAAUGAAAAU
This is a messenger RNA of Zerene cesonia (dogface butterfly), 4467 nucleotides long. It is a transcript of the gene scra, whose product is annotated as anillin. Gene Ontology annotation, cellular component: actomyosin contractile ring. The record is from RefSeq and is a predicted model, not a curated record. NCBI's taxonomy places the organism in Eukaryota, Metazoa, Arthropoda, Insecta, Lepidoptera, Pieridae. The transcript is spliced from 21 exons. Gene Ontology annotation, biological process: actomyosin contractile ring assembly; septin ring organization; mitotic cytokinesis. The coding region runs from base 157 to 4020 and encodes 1287 amino acids.